GCUGCUUCCGGCUCGCGCGGCGCUUCCGGGUCAGCGUUGCGAGAGGACGCGGCGGUGGCGGGGCCGGGCCGGGCCGGGCCCUGGGCGGUGCUUUCCAGCUCUGAAGGCUUUCAUGGAACGAGAAACGCAAUAAAUGGGAGGGGACGAGGCAUGGGAUUAAAUCUCGGCGUCUAGGAGCUUUAAACAGAGCGUCAGGAACCUGUCCCUGUUGGAGGCAUUGGCUUUUCAAAGCACCUGGCUGUUUCAGCGCCGUGGAGCCGUAAAAUGUUUGCCAAACUGAAGAAGAAGAUCGCAGAAGAGGCGGCCGUGGCUCCCAGAGCGGGAGGGGUGCCCAAGAUACCGAGGUCUGUCAGCAAGGAGUCAAUUACAUCCGUGGGAGCAGACUCCGGCGAUGACUUUGCUUCUGAUGGAAGCAGCUCCAGAGAGGAUCUUUCAUCCCAGUUACUCAGAAGAAAUGAGCAGAUAAGAAAACUGGAGGUCAAGCUGUCUGACUAUGCUGAUCAGAUCCGAAACUUGCAGAAGAUAAAAGAGAAGCUUGAAAAUGCAUUAGAAAAGCAUCAGGAUUCCUCCAUGAGGAAGUUCCAGGAGCAGAACGAAGCUCACCAGGCCAGCCGAGCCAAGCUGGCUGAAGGGAUGGCACUGGCCCUGGAGAAGAAGGACCAGGAAUGGAUGGAAAAACUGAGUCAAGUUGAAAAGGAAAAAAAAAUGCUUCAAACGCAGUUACAAGAACUGAGGGAGCAGAGUUUGAACCUCUUUCAAAAAAGAGACGACAUUGAUGAGCUGGAGGGCUUUCAACAGCAGGAAAUUGCCAAAGUUAAACACAUGCUUUUAAAAAAGGAAGAGUCUCUGAGCAAAGCAGAGCAGGAGCUAGAGGCGUGUGCUCGAGAGCUGUCCCACACUAAGGAACUGCUUCAGGAUGCAAGCACCGAGUCCAUGGGCCUACAGAGAGAUCUUCAAGAGCUACAGCAGCGGUUCUUGGCGCUGGAGGCCCAGAGAGAUGAACUAAUGACAACUGAGACAAAUGCAGAAAAAAAGAUCACUGCUCUGGAGUUAAGAGAACAGGAGCUACAAACUGUCAUUCAGCAGCUCUCUGGAGACUUGCAAAAUGCUCGAGUUUCUGGUUCUGGUUGUGAGAAGAGACUGGAAACAUUGCAGGUGGAACAUGAAUCUCUGAAGACAGAAUAUGAACAACACAAGCAAAAGAUGACUCUUGAAUUUGCUGAGAGAAAUAAACUUACUGAACAGCUGCAGGAGAAAGUGUCUUCCUUGGAGAAAAAGCUGGAAAGAAAUCUUUCAGGGGAUGAACACAUGCAGGAGCUACUCAAGGAGAAAGCUACUCUUGAGCAGAAACUGGAUGAAGCCAGGCAGCAGGUGCUAACAGACAGAACACAUCACACUGAGACUGUGGGCCAGUUGGAGACACAGAAUAAAGAACUGGAAGAGAAACUACAGAUUGCAACAGAAGCAUUGAAAAAGAACGAAGAAGCAGCUGUUGAGCAGGAUCUGAAGAUCCAGAAGCUGCAAACUGAUCUAGAGGAUGAAAGAAGUAAGCUACAGCAACAGUUUUUAAGUGAGAAACAUCAGUACGAUCAGAAAGUUACAGGGCUGGAGUCUCAAAUUGCUGCUCUUGAGACAGCUUGGGAAUCUGAGAAAACAGCUUUUCAGCACAAGAUCAGCCAGUUGGAAAAGGAAAAUGAAACUCUUAAUGGAGGCAGAGAGGAGUAUGAGAGCACUUUAAAAAAACAAGAGACGGAAUUGAACAGGUUAAAGGAUGAAUUGAGCAGCAGAGAGACUGUCAGCAUUGAAAUUGCCAAAGCGUUAGAAGAAACACGGAAACAGAGAGAGGAAUUACAACAGCAGGUUUCGUAUCUGGCUGCUGUAAUAAAGGAAAAAGACCAGCUGAUUGAAGAAAAAUGUGAGAUGCUCCUAAAACAGAAGGAAGAGCUAAACCAACUCAGCCAAGAUCAUGAAGCUGCCUCACGGCAGAUGCACCAGUUGCAGUCUGACAUAGAAGCAAUUAAUGACCAAGCAGCAGAGAAAGAAGAAAUGGCAAGGAAAGAGAUGGAGGCACUGAAGUUGCAGGUUUCAGAGCUAGAGGAAACGACGAGAGCCUUGGGCAACAGGCAUUUACAUUCUCCAGAAAACCGCUUGGUGGAACAGAAUGGAGAAGUAGCAGCGGCAGAUGUCAUUCAGCUUCAGAAGGAUAACAGGGAGCUGGAACAGCAGAUCACUGAGAAGAACAAGGUGAUAAAGCAGCUACAGCAAAGGAUGGCAGAACUCAAGAAAACCCUGCAGAAAGAGUUGAAAAUAAAGCCAGAGGGUGAGGUCCCUGAAGUACGUGAGAAAGCAAAUCCUGAAGUGCCUAACGCUUCUGUGACUGUCACAAACAACUCGGAUUUAAAUGACUCCAGGGAGAUCAACUUCGAAUACCUUAAACAUGUUGUACUAAAAUUCAUGUCCUGCCGGGAAUCUGAGGCAUUCCAGCUAAUAAAAGCUGUAUCUGUGUUACUGAAUUUUUCUCAAGAGGAAGAAAACAUGCUUAAAGAGACGUUGGAGUACAAGAUGUCGUGGUUUGGGUCAAAGCCGUCUCCUAAAGGCAGUAUCCGGCCAUCCAUCUCCAGCCCAAGGACACUGUGGCCUUAAGGGAACCAGAAAACAGGCAGUCAGCAUCCAGCCACUUCUUUCUGUGAAAAGAAGGCUGAACACACUCAUCCAGGUGUGUCUUAAUCACUGUCAUUGCAGUAUUUUGUACAAGAACUCUGACCCUGUUUACAGAACUAAUACUGUGCAAGGAGAGAUUGUCACUGCAAACAAACACCUCUUCCGGGCUGGAUUUGGGGACCAUCGUCUCAGUUUCUUAACGGAAGUCAGCUCCUUGUGCUCACUGGUCUCAUUUCCUUGGCACCAAAGGGCAGCGUUCACCUCGCAAACAGCAGUGCUGCAGUUCGAGUUUCUGACGUGCUCCUCUCUUGGGGUGAUUCCAGCAUCUGUGGCCAAGCGCUGGAGUGGAGUCACUGCAGACGGAGAAGCUUCCUUGUGGAAAGCAAGGAUGAAACCCAGUGUUGGCAGUACUGUACCAAGUCUGGAAAGCCUUUCAGAGAACGGGAGCGGGAGCUUUAACCAAAAACAAGAUCUGCCUUGCCUUGUUAUACUGACAUAACUGACAGUUCGCAUCCUUUCAUAUCACUGUGUAUUUACGGUGCGCGUAUCCUGGCCUGCGGUCCUGAGGGCUGCACCUUGAUGAUGAGUAUUUAAUUUGAGAGCACAACUUUAGAGUUGUCUGAUUUUACUUUUCUUAAAGAAAAAUAAUAUGUAAAAUGGUCUUAAUUAUAGUACCUAAUACUCAGUCGCCUUUAAACUGAACCCGUUAGCCUGUCCAUAGGUUGUGAGCAUUGGGAAGAAGGGGUAGGAGCUAUUUUAAAUUUUUAAAGCUGAAUCCCAGGUAUUGUCAAUGCACACUGAGAAUACCUUUUAUUAAGAUAUAAUAAUCUACUGGCAAAGGGUGGAGAAUGUUGGUACUAAACACUUUGAUUUUUAUUUUUGUCUUCAAAGUCUGCUAGCAGCAGAUUUUCAGAACCAGCAUCUGCCUCCUCGGUUGUGGGUCUCUAUUUCAAAUACUGCUGCUUAAAAACUGUUCUGAACAUGUAGCGGGGCUGUAACCGUGUCCUCACUGUGUGGCACAGGGAUCGCUGCUCGGGAGGUUUGGUUUCGAGGGCAAGAUUCAACUCUUGCUGAACACGUCCUGAUGCCAUCCGCUUUCCUUCCCUCUUCGGCAGAGGGGACUGGGGCGGCACUGGCCUCAGAGGGGAAGCACAGUGUGGCCCGUGGUUACCAACACGACCAUGAAAAUGGGAAGCAGCAGUGAGUUUGAUUCCUUAAAACGGGACGUUUCUUCAAAAACCUGCGCAUGUAUGGCAUUAGCUGAGCAGGCUGCAGUUCCGGCAGCUCUCGUACAAGGUUUGUGUUGCUAAGUCCUUCCAUUAAAU
This is a messenger RNA of Cuculus canorus (common cuckoo), 3986 nucleotides long. RefSeq names its product golgin A1 (gene GOLGA1). The coding region runs from base 265 to 2643 and encodes 792 amino acids. The record is from RefSeq and is a predicted model, not a curated record. Gene Ontology annotation, cellular component: Golgi apparatus. Lineage: Eukaryota; Metazoa; Chordata; Aves; Cuculiformes; Cuculidae. The transcript is spliced from 23 exons.